Megalobrama amblycephala (Wuchang bream) is the source of this 9561-nucleotide messenger RNA. It is a transcript of the gene mical3a, whose product is annotated as microtubule associated monooxygenase, calponin and LIM domain containing 3a. Gene Ontology annotation, molecular function: protein binding; FAD binding. The record is from RefSeq and is a predicted model, not a curated record. Lineage: Eukaryota; Metazoa; Chordata; Actinopteri; Cypriniformes; Xenocyprididae.
AUUACUGCAAAAGUAGGGGGAGUGAAGUCAAGUAAUGUUCUUUCUUAACCGCCGUGCUCUUUCAGUGAAAUACAGAGGAAUAAAUUAAACGUAAACGCGGAGUUAUACUUUAUUGCCUCGCGGACUAUUGUCAUUUUAUACGUGCCUGUUUACUCCUUAGAAAAAAAUCACGUAGGAUUUGUUUUCCUCCCCCCUCUGCUUAAUAGUGUGGGAUCCUCCUUUUCUCUCGCAUUAGCGCCUUUCUGGUGCUGCAGUAUGAACGGACACACACAGCCAGACGGAUUGAACUAGUACUUGCGAAUUUCGGUUAAAAUGUUUUACGCUGGUGUGGGAUUUUGGACACGACUUCAAGCCGGACACGUGGAAUAAUAAACAUGUCAUCGUUUUGAAUUUAGUUCUGGGAAGUGCACAGGCAAACGCGUGUCCUUGUUUAUUGUAGGAUCCAUGAAAUAAAGGGUGAAAAUGACCUAUGGCGGAAGUUGAAUCGAAAACAGACAGACUCUGAGUGAGCUGGACGGGGCUUGUCCCAUAAUCCCUGCUUAUCGGGUCAAGGGACCAUGGGAGAUGGAGGCGUCAAUGCGGUGGGAGAAGGGGUGAAUCAGUCCCAUGUGCUCUUUGACCGCUUCGUCCAGGCCACCACCUGCAAAGGCACUCUCAAGGCUUUUCAAGAGCUUUGUGACUUCCUGGAACUCAAGCCCAAUGAAUACCGUGUGUUCUACCACAAACUCAAGUCCAAGCUCAACUACUGGAAAGCCAAAGCUCUCUGGGCCAAGUUAGACAAGCGCGCCAGCCACAAAGAAUACAAAAAAGGAAGGGCCUGUGCCAAUGCCAAGUGUCUGAUCAUUGGAGCUGGACCAUGUGGUUUACGUACAGCCAUAGAGCUGGGCUUCCUUGGAGCCAAGGUGGUUUUGUUGGAAAAGAGGGAUGCAUUCUCCCGAAACAAUGUGCUCCAUCUUUGGCCCUUCACCAUUCAGGAUCUGAGGGGUCUUGGAGCCAAGAAGUUUUAUGGCAAGUUUUGUGCUGGAGCCAUCGACCAUAUCAGUAUUCGCCAAUUGCAGCUGAUGCUCUUGAAGGUAGCUCUUCUCCUUGGCAUCGAGAUCCACGUAAACGUGGAGUUCAAAGGCCUCAUUGAGCCACCAGAAGACCAAGAGAAUGAGAGAAUUGGGUGGAGAGCCGAGGUCCACCCCAGAACACAUCCAGUCAAUGAGCUAGAGUUUGAUGUCAUAAUUGGGGCUGAUGGGAGGAGAAACACGCUGUCAGGGUUCAGGAGGAAGGAGUUCAGGGGCAAACUGGCUAUCGCUAUCACAGCAAACUUCAUUAACCGCAAUACGACUGCAGAAGCAAAGGUGGAAGAGAUCAGUGGAGUAGCCUUCAUCUUCAACCAGAAGUUCUUCCAAGACCUUAGAGAAGCCACAGGAAUUGACCUGGAAAACAUUGUCUACUAUAAGGAUGACACACACUACUUUGUAAUGACUGCCAAAAAGCAGAGCCUGCUGGAGAAGGGUGUCAUUCUACAUGACUAUGCCGACACAGAAAUGCUGCUCUCCAGGGCCAAUGUUGACCAGAAGGCUCUGCUCUCCUAUGCUAGAGAGGCAGCAGAUUUCUCUACCAAUCAUCAGCUUCCUAAGAUGGACUUUGCCAUCAACCACUACGGCCAACCUGAUGUCGCCAUGUUUGACUUCACCUGUAUGUAUGCCUCCGAAAACGCAGCACUCGUCCGCCAGCGCAACGGCCAUAAGCUGCUAGUAGCCUUGGUGGGGGACAGCCUUCUAGAGCCAUUUUGGCCAAUGGGCACUGGAAUAGCAAGAGGUUUCUUGGCAGCCAUGGAUUCAGCAUGGAUGGUGCGAAGUUGGGCUCAUGGAAGCUCCCCUCUGGAGGUCCUGGCUGAACGGGAAAGUAUCUAUCGACUGCUGCCACAGACGACACCAGAGAAUGUGAGUAAGAACUUUAGCCAGUACAGUGUUGACCCAACUACACGGUACCCCAACAUCAGCCUUCACCAAGUGAGACCCAACCAGGUACGGCAUCUGUUGGACACUGGAGAAACCAGGGAUUUGCGCGUUGACAUGGAGAAUGUGGUCAACUCUUCAACUCCUAAGCUCACAAGAAAUGAAAUUCUGCUUGAGAAGCAAUUGCAAGAGUCCAUUGUGCGCUCCAGUAAGCUGCUUAACUGGUGUCAGAGGCAGACGGAGGGAUACCGAGGUGUCAGUGUGUCUGAUCUCACCACGUCCUGGAAGAGUGGCUUGGCGCUGUGCGCGCUCAUCCACCGAUACAGACCAGACCUCAUUGACUUUGACUCGUUGGAUGAGAAAGACGUGGAGAAGAACAACCAGUUGGCUUUUGAUGUGGCGGAAAAGGAGUUUGGAAUUUCUCCCAUCAUGACCGGGAAGGAGAUGUCUGGUGUGGUGGAGCCUGACAAGCUCUCCAUGGUGAUGUACCUCAGCCAGUUCUAUGAAAUGUUCAAGGACACUGUGCCACCUGGUGAAAACCACAAUCUGAGCCCUGAGGAGAAGGCUGCGUUGAUUGCCAGCACUAAAUCACCCAUCUCAUUCUUUAGUAAACUGGGUCAAAGCAUCGCCAUCUCCCGCAAACGAAACCCCAAGGAUAAAAAAGAAAAGGAAUUGGAUGUACAAGGGAAAAGACGAAAGACUAGCCAGACUGGACAGUCAGAGGAUGAGGAGUUGCAGAGGGUUAAUCGAGACGAAAGGCCCUCUAUAGCUACAGCUCUGGUGGAACGUAAAAUCGACUCGGCUGCAGCAGCAAACAACAACAACAAAGUGAAGUCAAUGGCCACACAGCUGUCUAGCAAGUUUGAGGAGAAUGCUCCGACGCAGUCUACCGGACUCAAACGACAGGGGGACUCUAUGCCUAAUCUGGGGCUCCUACUGACCCCCUCUCCGCCUGCUCCCUCUCUGAAAGAGUCAGUGCGACUGGCUUCAGUCCCUGCAUGGAGGAAGGCCAGCAGCGGGACUGAGGUCUUGAGGAGCUGCCCUAAGAAAACCAUUCUCCUUUCUUCUUCCUCACCCUCAUCUUCCUCAUUCUCUUCAUCGUUUCUUCCACACACACAGGAAGAUAACCUGCCUAAUGUGGACAAGCCAGAGCCCAUACAUAUCCCUAGCAUUCAAGAGCGAACAGAGACUUUAGUCUCUAGGUUUAAAGGCAAGCCUGACAGGAAGGACAAGCCACAGGUUAUGAAAAAGCCAUCACAGUUCUUUAUUGAGCAGUGGCUUUUGACCCACGGCCUCAGCCCUGAGCAACCCCUCUUUCCUUCUGACCCCCAGCAUCAGCAGAGGCAGAUUUUACGUUCUGAUGAUCACGUGCCUUUACACAUUCCCAGCAUUCAGGAGCGAGCUGAGAGGUUAGCCUCUCAGUUUAAAGACAAACCAGCAAAGCCAAAGUCUAAGAAAAAGUCAUCACACUUCUUCAAAGAUCAGUGGCACAUCACGCGCUCUGUGAGCUCUGAUAGCCCUCUGCUUUCCCCCGGCUCUUUCCGGCAGCACUAUGUAAAGAUGUACACAGGGGGUGUGAGCUCACUGGCUGAGCAAAUAGCCAGUCAGCUUCAGGCAAAGGACGACCCCAGGCCCUUGCUUGAGAAAAGGGAUUUGGGUUCCUUGCGAAAGGAGUUUCCUCAGAACAUCGGUGGCAGUGAUGUGUGUUUCUUCUGUCGGAAACGUGUCUAUGUGAUGGAACGUCUCAGCGCGGAAGGAAAGUUUUUCCAUCGCAGCUGCUUCAAGUGCGACUACUGCGGCACCACCCUCCGCCUGUCCUCAUAUGCCUUCGACGUUGAGGAUGGGAAGUUUUACUGUAAACCGCACUACUGCUACCGACUUUCUGGUCUGGCACAGAGAAAACGGCCUGCACCUGCUGCUGCUCCCUCAAACCCCAAGGAGCCCCAGGUGUUGGCGGUAACCCCCAACACAGUGGAUGCCCCAGGCCAAGUCAUAACUUCUCAGGCCCCUGCGGAACGCCGGCCCUCAGUGACAGAGGUGAAUGGGGUUACGGAGCCCAGUGUGGCCAAACGUCUUAAAGGGACUCCAGAAAGGAUCGAGCUGGAGAACUACCGUCUAUCUAUGAUGAGAGAGGAGGAGCUGGAGGAGGUGCCCGAGGAGACACAGGCCGAGCACAACCUCAGCAGUGUGCUGGACAAAGCCACUGACGUUGAGGAGGGAUCCAGCAGCUCAGAGUCUGAUAUGGAGGAAGAGGAUGAAGAACCGGAAGCUGCUGGCCCGUCCGAUCUGGGUGGGGUGCCCUGGAAGGAGGCGGUAGAGCUCCACGCUAAACUAAAGGGAGAUAGCGACCCUGGCGCAGCUGAAGACGAUGAUGGCCUUCAUGGAGAGAUGGACGAGGAUGAAGAGGAGGAGGAAGAUGAGGAAGAUGAAGACGAGGAGGAGGAAGAGGAGGAAUCGAGUGAUGCGGGAGAGUAUUUGCCUUGGGAGAGGGAGCUUCAGUCAGGUCUUUGGUUGGAGAGUCUCGCAAAUGAAGAGGAUACGGGUAUAUUUAAAGCUAGAAACCUGCACAUCCAGCAAGCUAUUCAUCCAGUAGACCCUCUGGACAUCCAGAUGGACAAACACUGGACAUCCAAACAGGCUGAAGGGGUGGUGGAGGGCCCCUCGCUCUCACCCUUAGGUUCUCAGCCCUCGCUUAACACCCAGCUCACACAGCCCACCUCUUCCACAGCCCCCUCCCACAAAUCCGUGCGUCAUGAGGCUGUCAGAGCCUGGUUGGACUCGAUGUCUGAAGAGCCCUGUGAAGAUGAUGAUGAUGCAGAAGCGGGCAGUCCUGACUUUGAGCCGGGCACUGAAAUAGAUCAAGAUGACAUUCCCUCAGAUGCAGAGGCUGAAGCUCGUUCACAUUGCAUAGAUGAAGUGGUGAUGCUUCCAGUGGAUAAUGGCAAACCAGAGAGCCAGGGACAUGUUUUCAACACUGAGAAAACAUCUGCAAAUCCAAGGGAAUUGAUUGUGGACGUUGUGCUGUCUCCAAUCCAAAAACCUGCUUUACCCAUUGAGGAGAUGAAAGAAGUUUCUCCUGUAAUACUAGUCAAAUCUCCUGGUGCACGUUUCUUCCCUGAUCCCUUUCUACCUGAUAAUGCCAAACUGGACAUUCCCCCACCUCAGAGUCCUGAUACUAAAAGACCUCAUUCUCCUGUUGCUCAAAUUGUUGCACUAUCGCCCAUCUGCUCCCAACCUGUUCCACAACCAGAGACGGUGUCUCCCAAAUCACCUGUCCAGUCCCAGCCUUGUGCUUGUUCUCCAACAGGUAAUCCUUUAUCUCCAAUAUGUACCCAAUCACAACCCUGCCAUGAGCCACCCUCACCCCUCUCUUCAAGCUCCCCUGUAAGAACUCAGCCAGUCCCAGCAGUCACUUCCACUCCUUUGGCUAAACCUGCUUCUGAGAACCGAACCGAUGAAUCCGUGAAUGAUCCAGCACCCGAGGAAACCACAGUCAAGAAAACAGACCUCAUUGAGGAGUUCUGGUUGAAGAGCGCAGAGAUCAGAAAAAGUUUAGGACUCACGCCUCUGGAUCGAAGCAGAACAACAGUGGAUAAGAGCAUUGUGAAUGCUCCAACGCCUGAAUCAUCAUCUCCCAGGUCUUAUACCCCAGAGGACUUGUCUGAAGAGCAGAAGCCUACUAUCACGGGCCGUUCUAUCAUACGCAGGAUCAACAUUACUUUGGAAGGUCAGGUUAUAUCUCCGGUGGAACCAAAGAGUAAUGGUUCUGAGAAAAAGGACUUGAGCAGCAGUUCAGGGUUGGGUCUUAAUGGAAGCGUGACUACCAGUCAGACAGCAACUAGUGACAGCUACAACAACUCUGAUUCUACCAUGCUCACACCUCCUUCCAGUCCCCCACCACCUCCACCUAAUGAAGAGCCAGCUGCUCUCCAAAACAAAAGGCCUCAGGCUUCCUGGGACAACCUCCUUGAAGGCACUGAGGAACCCAAAUCUGAGACUACGCCUCCUAAACCUAAGACUACAGUUAGUCCCCCUCAACUAAAACCAGUUAUGGCUCCAGUGCCGACCCCUAGAACUAACCCACCUGUUGUGAUGAGGGUAAAGGAACCGAAUAAACCACGGCGCGAAGAAGUAAGGAAAUCGUUUGUGGAGUGCGUAGACGAGAUACCAUUUGCUGACGACGUUGAAGACACGUACGAUGAUCGCACUCCAGACACAAGUGGUCUGGAAAAAUUUUACACCCCGCCAACCAGCAAGAUCAACCGGGACAAGCCUCCUUUCCACUUGGCACUGGCAAUGGAAAACGGCAAGCCCAACAUUACUGGAGGGGUUUCUCGGACAGGAAAGAGUCCCCAACAAUUUUCUCCUGAAGCCAAGGAAAUCGCCGAAGAGCGAAUGAGGGCGCGGGAAAAGUCUGUGAAAAGCCAAGCUCUGAAAGAGGCCAUGGCCAAGCAGCUUAGUAAGAUGAAAGAAUCAGAGGCUGCCAAGGGUGCUGUGGCAAAAGUAGCCUGGAAUGUUCCAGAGACAACAGGAAAAAACAAAAAGCAACUAAACUCCCCCAAGGACUCUGCGGUGAAGGCCUUGGAGUCCAAAAAGCAGACAGACAUACUCCCUGACCGUUUCUUAACUACACCAGCCAGUAAGACCAUGGACAGUUCUGUCACAUCUUCAGAGAGCUCCACAGGAGGCAAAAGCAAGAAACGCAGCUCACUGUUUUCUCCACGCAAGAACAAAAAGGAAAAGAAAGCCAAAAAUGAAAGACUAUCUGGCACAGAGGAAACGCCACCCAAGCACAAGUCCCUGUGGAAGGCUGUAUUCUCUGGCUACAAGAAGGACAAAAAGAAGAAAGACGACAAGUCAUGCCCAAGCACACCCUCAAGCUCUACAACUGUAGACUCAGGGAAGAAGAAAGAAUCACCUCUGGAUAGGUCCUCAGAUUUACGUCUGAGGAGAAAUCUCAGCUUUUCUGAGGACUCUGAUCUCUCCUGUGACGAUGUUCUGGAAAGAUCAUCUCAGAAGUCCAAGGGUGAUCGCCAUGUGGACCUGUUUGACUUGGUGUCAGAUUUGAAAAAAGAGACAAUUAAAGAUGAAAAAUCCAAAGAGAAGGUUAAGGACAGGGCUAUGGAAAAAGGAAGAGUUACAGAAAAGGGCAAGGAAAGGUCAAAAGAGAGGGAGAAUGAACGAAGAGUCAAAGAAAAGAGGGUGAAAAUGAAGGAUAUGGAACAGGAGAAAGGAAAAGAGGAAGAGUCUGUUUAUGUACCUCAUGCAUUGGCGUUCAAGAGAUCGUAUGCCACAAAGAAGACGUACACGGAGGAGGAACUCAAUGCCAAACUGACAAGAAGAGUACAAAAAGCUGCACGGAGGCAGGCCAAGCAAGAGGAGCUCAAGAGACUCCAUAGAGCCCAGAUCAUUCAGAGGCAACUGGAGCAGGUGGAAGAGAAACAGAGGCAGUUAGAGGAGAGAGGUGUCGCAGUGGAAAAGGCGCUGCGAGGGGAAGCAGGGUUGUAUAAAGGUUCUAGUGUUAGUCCAAAACAGCGUAAGAGACGCUCAGACUAUUGGGGAGAGUCUAAUUACAGUGAGAUCCUGGAUUUGCAUCUGGGCGGAAUGGGUAAAAAGGACGAUCCAAAGCUGAUGCAGGAAUGGUUUAAACUGGUCCAGGAGAAGAAUGCCUUGGUGCGCUAUGAAUCGGAGCUGAUGAUAUUUGCUCGUGAGCUGGAGUUGGAGGACAGACAGAGUCGACUGCAACAGGAACUAAGAGAACGCAUGGCAAUAGAUGACCAUCUGAAGACUGAGGAAGAGCUGGCGGAGGAGAAACAGAUUCUGAAAGAGAUGUUAGAAGUAGUCGAACAAAGAGAUUCUCUAGUGGCCCUUCUGGAGGAGCAGAGACUCAGGGAGAAAGAGGAGGAUAAAGACCUGGAGGCAGUGAUGCUCUCCAAAGGAUUCAGCCUCAACUGGGCUUAACAUAACAACGGUGACAUGGUUCUGACUGCCAGCGUUUCCCAGUUCCACCGCAGGGAAUGUAAAAAAUUGCAGAAAGAAUCGGUCUGUCUCCCCCUUCGUUUCUUUGGGCAUGUCAACAACGUUUACAAAUCCACUCAUGAGCACGAUGAUGUUUACGAGUUCUCCUGGCACGACUCAGGGCGUUUUGUCCCUCGGCCGCCAAGGCAUUGGUUCCAUCCAAGACGUUCUCUCAGUCAGAAUGAGAGAAUGCAUCAAUUUCGGGAAUUUUUAUUUUGGUCUUGAAAAGGGACAUAUCAAUCCUGCUGAUGUUGAGGAAGUCUGAGACUAAUGAUCCUACAUAAAGCCAGUCUUGUUUUUCAGAGAAUGUCUGGUCAAUCAACUGUUACGUUUUCAGUGACGACAAGGCAUUUGGACUUGAUUUCCUAUAAUACAUUUUCUACCUUGACUACUGACUGAAAAAGUUCAGCUGUUUCUUUCCAAUCACACUCCUCCCCCGUUUAAUAUAACGCACUAUAAUCAUCAGACCUCCAUGCAACAGAAGAAUGAAGUCUUUAGGUGUGGUUCACAUAUAAGCAUGUGAUGGACUUCUGUAGUUUUCACAGAACACCCUCAGCGACCGGCACAUGUGUUUGUAGCAUUGACAAUUGUGAAAUUUUCGAAUUCGUCAGUAGCCACCUGUUAUUACAGAUAUUGGUGUACGCUGGGAGCGAAAAGUUCUCGAUGUUAUGUACUUCACUGAUGUUGGGUUUCAUUUGUCCAUUUGAGUGGGGUUACCUCACAUAUAUCCUAAAAACAGUUUACAAUCAUUUAUCAUCCAUGAAUAUCUGAUACUUGUACUAUAGUUUACAUAAAGCAGUGGAGUAUAUAUUAGUAUAUAAACUUCCUCAAUGCAGAUAGUUCAUAAGAAUAUAUAAAUAUAUACACACACAAUAUAUUCAAUCAAAUGCAUAAUGCAUUUUGUUGGUUUGUCAGUGGUUUCAAAAACAGUUAAGGCACCCACAGCUUUUCUGACUUUAUUUAGUAUCAAAUCAGAUGGUGCCCAUUUUCACACUUAAUUAUCUUCCACCAAGUUUUGGUGUUAUAUUUUCCACUUUCUCCAGGUUUGGAGCGACAUGCCUUUUUUUAACUUUUCAUGCAACGGCUCUUCACAACCACGGAGUUAAUUUAUGUUUGCAGAGUGUGUUAUUUAUAAUUGUCUUUGUAAAUUUUUAUAUCACAUGAAAACGUUCCAGCACUGUCGACCGACACCAGUGCUGAUUAACACCAGGAGCUCGUAGUAGUCAUGCUCGAUUUGGAACAGGAAACAUCGAUAUUGCAAAUGAACAUGCCUUUUUUUCUAAGUGUACAUUUCAUUUUAGUCACUGUUAAGCUGUAUAGAUGGGCACAGAUUUUUUUUUUUCUUUUUGUUUGUUUGACUUGUAAGUACAGAUAACUGUGAAUGACAACACAUGGUCAACGCUAGUUAUUUAGACUGUAAAAUGUUUGACAGAUUUUAUGGUAUUUAUUAACGUGUGAAAAAUGUAUUAUAUGUAAAGUAAAUCAAUCCUAAUUUUUAAAAAAUAUGUUGGGUCUUGAAAAUGCUUUAUGUUGCUAAUUUGCAUAUAGAGUGUUGGAUGUUUGCAGAGGCAAUAAACAAUGCAGUUGUUACAAA